Messenger RNA from Vairimorpha ceranae, 165 nucleotides. RefSeq lists its product as hypothetical. The transcript has a single exon. Lineage: Eukaryota; Fungi; Microsporidia; Nosematidae. The coding region runs from base 1 to 165 and encodes 54 amino acids. The record is from RefSeq and is a predicted model, not a curated record.
AUGUACUCCUUUGACUUGAUUUGUGUUCCUGGUAUGAUUCGUUCAAAUUUAAAGAAAUUUAGUGGCUGUCCGUUUUUACUGUCCUCAGCCGAAAAAAAAUGGACUGUCUUGAUAAAAGAUAAAACACCUACAAGUGGAUCUUCUUCCGAUACUGCCUACAUUUAA